UUUGCUGCACUAGACCCGGAGUUGCGUAUACAAAUUGAAGGAUAUCGACCAGGCCUUUAUGUUCGUUUGGGCUUUCGAGCUAUACCUGCCGAGUUCAUAGAAAACUUUGAUCCGAGUUACCCAGUACUGGUUGGUGGGUUGAAUAUGACCGAAGAAAAUAUUGGCUAUGUCAACUGCAAAGUAAAAAAACAUCGAUGGUACAAAAAGAUUUUGAAAACUGGCGAUCCACUUAUAAUUUCUUUGGGCUGGCGUCGUUUUCAAACCGUACCAAUAUAUGCGAAAAUAGAAGAUAACUUCCGACAUAGGUAUCUGAAAUAUACACCAAAUCAUGUAACAUGUAGCAUGACUUUCUGGGGCCCAAUCACUCCACAAAAUACCGGUUUCUUAGCUUUACAAACAGUACGCCACGAUCUAGAAGAAAUGAAGAGACUCGGCUUUCGAAUUGCCGCCACAGGUAGCGUCAGUGAAAUGGAUAAAUCAGCGCAAAUAAUGAAAAAGCUAAAGUUGGUGGGCCAACCAUUUAAAAUAUAUAAGAAAACGGCCUUCAUUAAAGGAAUGUUCAAUACUGCUCUUGAAGUGGCGAAAUUCGAAGGAGCUAAGAUAAAAACUGUUUCUGGAAUACGCGGUCAAAUCAAGAAGGCACACCACGAACCAGAGGGUUCAUUCCGUGCAACGUUCGAAGACAAGAUUCUCUUGAGCGAUAUUGUCUUCUGCAGAACGUGGUUCCGAGUGGAUGUGUCGCGAUUCUAUACACCCAUCACCUCGCUUUUGCUGCCUCCAGACCAGAAGUCGCAGUGGCAAGGCAUGAAGACCUUGGGUCAGCUGAAGCGCGAACGCAAUAUUCAUAAUCAAGCGCAAUCAGAUAGCCAGUACAUAGAAAUAAAGCGAGAACCGAAAAUAUUCAAACCACUUACGAUACCCAAAGCUUUACAGCGAGCUUUGCCAUACAAGGAUAAGCCGAAACUAGGACCACUAACAGACAAAAAGACUCAGGAGUUGGAGCGCAUAGCUGUGAUACGCUCGCCUCAUGAACAAAAGGUUGCAAAGAUGAUGAAUAUGAUUGAGACCAACUACAAAGACAAGAGAAAACGUGAUAAAAUGGAAACCAAGAUCCGUUUGAAGCAGUUUCGUGCGGAAAAGCGUAUUGAGGAAAUGAGAAAGAUGAAACGUCAAAAGGAGGUGCGAAAGAAAAUCUCCCGUGCUAUAAGUAAAAUGCGUAAAAAGCAGGAUACCUAAAAAAUUGUGUGACCAUUGAUUACAUUAGUAUGUAUAGGCUUUUCCUUUUAUUUAUCACAAAACACCGAUAUCUGUCACAUUUAACUUUGCCUGGCAAUUCGGCCGCCGGCUCCCCCAUUUCCUCCCCCGCACUCAUGGACGCACUGGAGCAAAACAAAAGAUGAAUUCGCCUCAAAAAAAGCUCACGUAAACACCAACGAAAGCCACAGCGCGAGCGUGUGGAGCACACAUUCCGAUGGAGCGCCUAGCUUACACAGCAGCAGCUGUUAGUUGGCGCUGCCAGUCUCAACACAAACGCGGCGCGUGCAUGGUCAACUACGGAAGCGAGCGGUAACGAGUGAUGUGAGUGGCCGAAAAAAAAACAAUAGGAAUAAACGGAAAUACAUAUACACAAAAGUUUGUAUUACGUUGAAGUGUCAUUAAGGCAAACUACGAACGCAUCACUCUACGAGUAUCAACGGCCAAGACGGUAAAUUGCUAUACAUAUAUAGUAAAGAAUCAUACGUACGAGUACGCAACUAAAGUUGUAAAUACUUAACUGAAAUUAAAUACAUGAACGCGUGUACAAUAAGA
Molecule: messenger RNA, 1809 nt
Organism: Rhagoletis zephyria (snowberry fruit fly)
Lineage: Eukaryota; Metazoa; Arthropoda; Insecta; Diptera; Tephritidae
Product: ribosome biogenesis protein BMS1 homolog
Biological process (GO): maturation of SSU-rRNA from tricistronic rRNA transcript (SSU-rRNA, 5.8S rRNA, LSU-rRNA); ribosome biogenesis; endonucleolytic cleavage of tricistronic rRNA transcript (SSU-rRNA, 5.8S rRNA, LSU-rRNA)
Cellular component (GO): 90S preribosome
Molecular function (GO): GTPase activity; U3 snoRNA binding; GTP binding
Source: RefSeq, a predicted model, not a curated record